AUGUACUUGACGGGUGAUGCUAAAAUUUGGUGGAGAACUCGAAAUGAAGAUGAUGUAAGUGUUGGUUGUCCUAGAAUUGAUACGUGGGACAAAUUAAUAAAAGAAAUGCGCAAUCAAUUUCUUCCUAGCAACGCCUAUUGGAUUGCAAGGGAUAAGUUGAAAAGGCUAAGGCAGACAGGUUCAGUGAGGGAAUACAAUAAAGAAUUCACCUCUGUGAUGUUAGACAUUCAAAACAUGUCUGAUGAGGAUAAGUUACACAACUUCAUUUCGGGUAUGCAAGGCUGGGCGCAAAACGAACUUCGGAGGCAGAAUGUUAAAGAUCUGCCUGGGGCGAUUACUGCUGCAGAUUCGUUGGUUGAUUUUUGGACAACUCGUCCUUUGACAGAUGUUCCCUCUACUUAG
Messenger RNA from Solanum lycopersicum (tomato), 402 nucleotides. RefSeq lists its product as uncharacterized. The record is from RefSeq and is a predicted model, not a curated record. NCBI's taxonomy places the organism in Eukaryota, Viridiplantae, Streptophyta, Magnoliopsida, Solanales, Solanaceae.